This is a messenger RNA of Rhagoletis zephyria (snowberry fruit fly), 938 nucleotides long. RefSeq lists its product as uncharacterized. The record is from RefSeq and is a predicted model, not a curated record. Lineage: Eukaryota; Metazoa; Arthropoda; Insecta; Diptera; Tephritidae.
AGAGAAAAUAUCAUAAAUUUACGCCCAGGUUAGUAGUAAUUGUUUAUUGAAGUGUCAUAGAAUUAAGAUUACUGGGCUUUAGGUGUAACAAGAUUUGCAUCCAGCCGGGUGAAUAAUAUUCGGGAUUCAUUCCUACUACUUUUUCCGCCGUCACUAUCAAAAAUUGUAAUUGAUAACUCAAACAACUACGGAAAGUAUAUACAUGGGUCUAACCAUAUCGAAAUUUACGAGGAUUUAUUUCAUGCCUACUUGGCCGUAUUAUUGCUGGCCGGUGUAUAUAAAUCCAAAAAUGAAACUUUGCAUGAUUUGUUUGAUGAAUAUUGUGGACGGCCAAUAUUUCGGUCAAUUAUGUCUGAGAAAACAUUUUUAUAUAUCCACAAAGUCAUUCGUUUUGAUGAUGUGCUCACCCGACGAGGCCAAAGAAAUGAUGACAAAUUCGCACCAAUUAGAAACCUUUGGGGAAAAUGGUCUGAACGGCUUCCCACAUUCUACAAUCCUUCUGAUUCUGUUACUGUGGAUGAGCAAUUAUUGGGAUUUCAUGGUCGUUGUAAAUUUCGCCAGUACAUUCCAUCGAAGCCAGAGAGAUAUGGUUUAAAAUUUUGGCUACUUGUUGAUUCACGCACAGCCCUACUUGGGAAAAGGUGUGACAGGAAAUCCUGAGAGGAAUCAAGGAGAACGGGUUGUUCUUGAUUUAGUUGAUGGACUAAAAGGGCAUAACGUCACCAUGGACAAUUUUUUUUUCAUCUCAGCCUUGGCCAAAAACUAUUACAAAAGAAUAUGACAAUGGUUGGAACUAUGCGCAAAAAUAAAAGAUCUAUUCCCCCAAAGCUACUGAAUUGCAAAAAAAUUCCACGAUAUGAAUCAACUUUUGCCUUUACUCCUGAUACCAGUCUCGUUUCGUACAUCAGUCAUAAAAACAAGUGUACAUUUGUCAUGAG